AAGGAAGGAGAGAGAGAGAUGGAAGAACAGGACCAGAGAGAGGAGGAGCAGAGGAGAGAACACACAAACACUCAAAGCAGAGAGCCCAAUGCUAGACAGUAGACACCCUUCUCCCACAAGGCAUAAAUAGCUCAAAAGACAAAGCCAAUUCUUGUGAACACAGAGAACAUAUUCCCCUCACCUUCAGCGUGAAGCUAGGCUCCCCUCCCCUCACCUCCAUUUUCAUGUGAAGCUUCUCAAGAUUCUUACAUGCCUUUGCCGUUCCUCUAUCUACCCAUCUACGGAGUACCUCUUUUAUCUCCACAUCCAUAUAUCCAUCCAUCCGUUUCUCUGUAAGCUUCCCAAAACAGCCGCAAUGCCAAUGCGAAUGGCUGCAAAUUUCUAGCUAGCUAGCUGAUCCCUCGCCACAAUUCCAAAGCCGCAAAGAAGCAUUACAAGCCAGAUGAGGCCUCGUCAUCUUGUCCUGUUCUUGAUUUUCCAUCUGCUGUCCUCCAAUGUCUACGGCAACGGUGUUGACGGCGACGACGCGUUGCACAGAGACGCGCUGGCCUUGCUCUCCCUCAAGGCCGCCCUUCGCUGCCGCCCCCAAGCGCUGCGCUCCUGGUCGGCCGGCAAUAUCGCCUCCGUGUGCUCCUGGACCGGCGUGCGCUGCGCCGGCGGCCGCGUCGUCUCCCUCGACAUCGCCAACAUGAACGUGUCCACGGGCGCCGCGCCCGUGAGCGCGGCCCUGAGCCCGGCGCUGGACGCGCUCCAGACGCUCUCGCUCGCCGGGAACGGCAUUCCGGGCGCGGUCACCGCGUCCAGUCUCCCGGCACUGCGCUUCGUCAACGUCUCCGGCAACCAGCUGAGCGGCGCCCUCGACGUCGCCUGGGACUUCCCCUCGCUCCGGAGCCUCGAGGUGUUCGACGCCUACGACAACAACUUCUCCUCGUCUCUCCCUUCCACCAUAGCCUCUCUCCCACGGCUCCGGCACCUCGACCUCGGCGGCAACUACUUCUCAGGCUCAAUCCCUUCCUCCUACGGUAACUUACAAGCGCUCGAGUACCUCUCACUCAACGGCAACAACCUGGAAGGCCCCAUCCCGGCAGAGCUCGGCAACCUCGAGAACCUCAAAGAACUCUACCUCGGCUACUACAACUCCUUCUCCGGCGGCAUCCCGCCAGAGCUCGGCAAUCUCCGGAACCUUGUCAUCCUCGACGUCUCCAACUGCGGCCUGACGGGCCGAAUCCCGGCCGAGCUCGGGGAGCUCUCUUCCCUCGACACUCUCUUCCUCCACACCAACCAGCUCUCCGGCCAAAUCCCCCCGGAGCUCGGGAAGCUGACUCAGCUCACGGCGCUGGAUCUCUCCAACAACGUGCUCUCCGGCUCAAUCCCGGGGGAGCUCGGCUCGCUCGUGUCUCUCCGGCUGCUCAACCUGUUCCUCAACCGGCUCCACGGCCCGGUCCCGGAGUUCGUGGCCUCGCUGCCGCGGCUGGAGACGCUGCAGCUCUUCAUGAACAACCUCACGGGCGAAAUCCCGGCUAGGCUCGGAGCCAGCGCGGCGGCGCUGCGGCUCGUCGAUUUGUCGUCGAACAGGCUCACGGGGCCGAUCCCGGAGCCGCUGUGUUCCUCCGGGAUGCUCCGGGUCGUCAUCCUGAUGAACAACUUCCUCUUCGGCGCCAUCCCCGGUUCGCUCGGCUCGUGCGCGAGCCUGGCGCGGGUCCGGCUCGGCCAGAACUUCCUCAACGGCACCAUCCCCGCCGGCCUGCUGUACCUGCCGAAGCUCAACCUCCUCGAGCUCCAGAACAAUUUGCUCUCCGGCUCGAUCCCGUCAAGCCCGAGCCCAGCCGGAUUCAUCUCGCAGCUGGCUCAGCUGAAUCUCUCCAACAAUGCGCUAACCGGAGCUCUGCCGGGCUCGCUGGGGAACCUGACUUCGCUGCAGACGCUGCUGGCGAGCAACAACCGGCUGAGCGGGCCGCUGCCGGGGGAGGUCGGGGAGCUGCGGCAGCUCGUGAAGCUCGACCUGAGCGGCAACGCGCUCUCGGGCCCGAUCCCGGCCGCCAUUGGCCGGUGCGGGGAGCUCACGUUCGUCGAUCUCAGCAAGAACAAUCUCUCCGGGGCGAUCCCGGAGGCGAUCGCGGAGAUCAAGGUGCUGAAUUAUCUUAAUCUCUCGAGGAACCGGCUGGAGGAGUCGAUCCCGGCGGCGGUGGGGGCCAUGAGCAGCCUCACGGCGGCCGAUUUCUCCUACAACGAGCUCUCCGGCCCGCUCCCUGACACCACGGGCGGCGGCCAGCUGGGGUUCCUCAACGCGACGGCGUUCGCGGGCAACCCUGGGCUGUGCGGCGGGCCGUUGCUGGGCCGGCCCUGCCGCAAUGGCAUGGCCACCGGCGCCGGAGAAGACGACGGGCCGAGGAGGCCGCGGGGCAGGGGGGAGUACAAGCUGGCGUUCGCGCUGGGCCUCCUCGCGUGCUCCGUGGCGUUCGCCGCUGCGGCAGUCCUCCGCGCUCGGUCGUGCCGCGGAGGGCCCGAUGGCAGCGACAACGGCGGGGCGUGGAAGUUCACGGCGUUCCACAAGGUGGACUUUGGCGUGGCGGAGGUGAUCGAGUGCAUGAAGGAAGGGAACGUGGUGGGCCGGGGCGGGGCCGGCGUGGUCUACGCCGGCCCGCGAAGGCCCGGCUCCUCCUCCAUGAUCGCCGUAAAGCGCCUCAACAACAACAACAAUUACGGGGCCCGGUCCGGGUCGGGAGACCACGGGUUCCGGGCGGAGAUCCGGACGUUGGGCAGCAUCCGGCACCGGAACAUCGUGCGCCUGCUCGCCUUCUGCACCAACGACGGGCUCCGCGCCAACGCGCUGGUGUACGAGUACAUGGGCAACGGCAGCCUGGGCGAGGUGCUCCACGGCAAGGGCGGCGGGUUCCUGGCCUGGGACCGCCGGUACCGGAUCGCGCUCGAGGCCGCCCGGGGGCUCUGCUACCUCCACCACGACUGCACGCCCAUGAUCGUGCACCGCGACGUCAAGUCCAACAACAUCCUCCUCGGGGACGACUUGGAGGCCCGCGUCGCGGAUUUCGGGCUCGCCAAGUUCCUCCGCUCCGGCUCCGGCAACAACAACAACAGCAGCAGUAACGCCUCCGAGUGCAUGUCCGCCGUCGCCGGCUCCUACGGCUACAUCGCCCCAGAGUACGCUUAUACCCUGAGGGUGGACGAGAAGAGUGACGUGUACAGCUUCGGGGUGGUCCUCCUCGAGCUCGUCACCGGCAGGCGGCCGGUGGGGGACUUCGGGGAAGGGGUCGACAUCGUGCAGUGGGCGAAGCGGGUCACUGACGGCCGGCGGGAGGGCGUGCCCAAGGUCGUCGACCGGCGGCUUAGCACGGUGGCCAUGGACGAGGUCGCGCACCUCUUCUUCGUAUCCAUGCUCUGCGUCCAGGAGAACAGCGUCGAGCGGCCGACGAUGAGGGAGGUGGUGCAGAUGCUGUCCGAGUUCCCCCGCCAUAGGUCCAGCCAGCCCUCACCGUCUUCAUCCUCAUCGGCACCGGAGCCGGAGAAGGAGAAGGAGCCCAACUGCUACAAGCUGUUCCCUGACCUGCUGACCUGAGUCGAGCAAGCAAAUCAAGCAGCAAAAUGCCAUGGCAACAAGCUCAGCAUCAAAUUACAGUACUCUAAUUGGAGGUAGCAGCAAUCUACAGUCUGUUGGUAGAUGGACAGUGAUGGUGAUAGAUGGGGAAGACCAAAUAACAUGUAACUUUGUUUUUUCUCUCUCAUGUUCUUUUCUAUAUAUUCUUUCUUUUCCUCAAAGGUGUAUAGGGUUUGAUCAUAAGCUAGUACUACCAUCUAGGGGUUUGUGCUGUCAAAUGUAACAGUAGUCCUUUCUGUCAUAGCUUUGGCCCUUUGUAAUCUCCUGGUAAUCUUCAGCCACCAUCCAUUGUCAUCUCCUUUACACUAAUCCUUGUUUAUGCUCAGUUCUGUACUACCAGUGCUACUUCACAGCGUUUUGUAUUA
Brachypodium distachyon (stiff brome) is the source of this 3978-nucleotide messenger RNA. RefSeq names its product leucine-rich repeat receptor-like serine/threonine-protein kinase BAM1. The coding region runs from base 443 to 3574 and encodes 1043 amino acids. Lineage: Eukaryota; Viridiplantae; Streptophyta; Magnoliopsida; Poales; Poaceae. The record is from RefSeq and is a predicted model, not a curated record. Gene Ontology annotation, biological process: protein phosphorylation. Gene Ontology annotation, molecular function: ATP binding; protein kinase activity; receptor serine/threonine kinase binding. The transcript has 2 exons.